Molecule: messenger RNA, 2529 nt
Organism: Adineta ricciae
Lineage: Eukaryota; Metazoa; Rotifera; Eurotatoria; Adinetida; Adinetidae
Source: the annotation of a GenBank genome assembly
AUGAAAGAUGCACCACCGGCAUCAAAUAAAGAACCAUAUAAAUGUGGGGAAGGAGAGAAGAACUUCUACAUCCCACCUGAUUCUACAGAUUUCAAUCAAUAUGGACGAUGUUCAGAAUGUUUUACAAAAGCGUUACAAAUUUGCCCACCGGAUUCGUUUGCACGACCGCCAACACGUAAAACUAAAUCGGGCAUUGUGUUAUACGACUUGAAUAAUGUAACAUUGAACGAAUAUUUACUGAAAAGUCAUCAUACAUUUACUGAUAAUCGAUAUGGGGGUUUAACAUUUGGUGAACAGAUUGAAGAUGAUUAUUAUAAUCGCAGUCAUGCAUUAGUUUGGUUCAAUAAUAAAGGUUAUCAUGCAUUACCAUCCUAUUUGAAUGUGAUGAAUAAUUUAAUACUUCGUUCGAAAAUAUCCGAUCCUAGGACUGCUGAAAAGUUCGGUAUUUCAACUUACAGUCAUCCAUUCACAUUGAAUAGUGAUUUACUAUCUCGACAAUCACUCGAACAACGUAUAUCAGAUUUCGGUGUUGCUAUUACGGUUCUAUGUGCAUAUUCAUUCGUCCCAGCUGCUGUGAUCUUAUAUCUUGUGAGAGAAUAUGUAACACAAGAGAAACGUCUGAUAUAUAUCUGUGGCGUCAAACCCAUAGUCUAUUGGUUAUCGACAUUUAUAUGGGAUUUUAUUUAUUAUUUGAUUUUAAUCGGUUUAACAAUGCUUCUAAUUCGAAUAUUUAAUAUUUCCGCUUUCAAUUCUCGUCCUAUGACAACUCAAGCAAUAUUUUGUCUAUUACUUCUUUACGGAUGGUCAUCGAUACCAUUAGUCUACUGUAUAGUUCGAUUUUUCAAAGACACCGGCACUGCUUUCAUGGCUGCAUUCUGUCUUUGGAUGUUCUCGGGAAUUAUUACGUGUAUAGCUGAUCUAAUGUUAACAUUAUAUUCAUGGGUACCUGGAAUCGUACGUGUACAAACGAUUCUCUCGCGGUUUUUCCUGGUAUUUCCACCUUAUUGUCUCGGUUCCGGACUUGUUCAUUUGAUGCGCAAUGAAUUGAUGGCCGAUUUCGGUCGUACGAUCGAUGCUGAUCUCUACGUUAAUCCGUUCACAAUAGCACUCAUCGGUGAUCGAAUUAUAGCAAUGAUCCUCAUCGGUAUAAUUGGAUUAAUCAUAGCGUAUGCUCUCGAUUUGGACAUUCGGUUACCAAAUUUGUUCUACAAAAUUCCACCACCGGAGACAUCUAUCGAUAGAGAUGUUAUGGAAGAACGACAUCGAAUCUUGUAUUCGAAUGAAACCAAUCAUGAUAUUUUACAAGCUAAAAAUCUCACAAAAUGCUUUCGACGUGCAACUGGUCAGUCAUUGCUGGCAGUUGAUCAUUUAUGCUUUGGAAUAUCCAAAGGUCAAUGUUUUGGUCUACUGGGAAUCAACGGAGCUGGUAAAACGACUACAUUCAAAAUGAUCACCGGUGAUGUUCAUCCGACCAGUGGUGAUUGUCUUCUCUAUGAAAAACAAAUCCGUGAUCAAGCACGCGAAUAUCCAGGUUCAAUCGGUUAUUGUCCACAGUUUGAUGCUGUCGAUGGUUAUUUAACAAGUCGAGAAGCAUUGAUGUGUUAUGCAAAACUGAUUGGUAUAACUGAUCGUGAACAUGUUGUCAAUCUAACAUUGAGAAAAUUUCAUAUGGAAUCAUUUGCAAAUCGAGUCAUACGAACGUACAGCGGAGGAAUGAGAAGAAAAUUAUCAGUUGCUGUUGCUAUGUUGGGUCAACCAGAUUUGAUUCUUCUGGAUGAACCGACUAAUGGAAUGGAUCCCGGAAAUCGUCGUAUCGUUUGGAACAAUAUAAUCAACGCUAAAAAACAGGAAAAGGCCAUUUUAUUAACCUCACAUUCCAUGACGGAAUGUGAUGUAUUGUGUUCACGGUUAGCGAUUAUGGUUAAUGGACAAUUUAAAUGUUUUGGCACGCCACAACACUUAAAACAUCGAUUCGGUACAGGUUAUUAUUUAAAAUUGCGUGUCGAACAUGAAUCAUCAAUACAAAUUGCGUCAGAAAUUAUUCAUCAAUAUCUUCCUGACGCGAAUAUGACGGAAAAACAUGGCACUCGAUUAGAAUACAAUAUUCCGAAGUCAUACUCCUUAUCAAAAAUAUUCGGUUUUAUCGAAACAAACAAAUCUCUAAUGAACGUUAUGGACUAUUCGUUGUCUCAAACGACACUUGAACAUGUUUUUCUUCGUUUUGCCAGUAAACAACGUGAUAAUUCCAUUGUUAACCUUGAAGAUGUAGUCAUCGAUGAUACAGCAUCAAUAUCAUCAUCGACUGUUCAAUCAUUUGUUCAAACAACUGACAAAGCGAAUAAUACAUUUUCGCGUCGUUCACCAUCGUUAGUGCAAAAUCAAAAUGACAAUUCGUCUCAGACAGCUGCUGACAUACGUGAAUUACCCGUUAUUGACAGUUGUACAGAUCUUGUACUGAAUGUCGAUCGUCCGCCAUCGUCAACAUCAAAUAUUUCAUCGCAGCAAGAUGAACAUGUCUUUCGGAUCUAA